CUCCAGUCUUUUCGAAGCUAACCACCCCCACUAGCAACCAUGGUUCGUAUGAGCGUGCUGGCCGACUGCCUUAAGACGAUGUACAACGCCGAGAAGCGCGGAAAGCGCCAGGUGCUCAUCCGCCCGAGCUCCAAGGUGAUCGUCAAGUUCCUGCAGGUCAUGCAGAAGAACGGCUACAUCGGCGAGUUCGAGAUCGUGGACGACCACCGCGCCGGCAAGAUCGUCGUGGAGCUCAAGGGCCGCAUCAACAAGUGCGGUGUCAUCUCGCCCCGCUUCGACGUCAAGCUGGCCGACUACGAGAAGUGGAUCAACAACCUGCUGCCCUCGCGCCAGUUCGGCCACAUCGUGGUCAGCACUACGUACGGCAUCAUGGACCACCACGAGGCCCGCCGCAAACACACGGGUGGCAAGAUCAUCGGCUUCUUCUACUAAGUUGCUCGACUUGACUGCGCCCAUCAUGACCUGACGCCCGCCCUAGUGCGAUCGAUCGAUCUCAGUUGAGUGGUCGUGCCAGGAGGAGGAAGGAGAGGAUUUGAGUGGAUUUAAUCCGCGUAGAGAGACUCGGCUAAUUUAACGGCAGGCUUCUUUGCGUUACGCCUCGGUGUUCUCGUUGUGGCAGUCUUGUGUGUGUGUGGGUGCCAUUGUUGGUGACUGUCGUGCUGCACGUAUGCACAUAUGUAGGCACGGUGAUGCAGCUAAGUGGCGCGCUUGUCUGGUCGCGACGCUAUUUCCAGUCGCGGUCAUGCGAUGCGAGAGGUUCGUUCACACGUUCGAGAGGCUGAAAGCAGGAGAGAAACUGAUUGAGUUGGGUCCCUAUUAAUACGCCGAUGCAUGCUGCAUGGAGUUCGCCACUACUGCGUAGUAAGUUACAGCGGGCGAGAGACAUCUUCAAGCUCCGGGCGUGCGUGCGGACCGAGGACUUUGCCGACCAGCUCCAGCCGCGCGCGAGUGAAUGCCUGCGCAGCGUCCUGGCCGCCCC
Phytophthora sojae is the source of this 979-nucleotide messenger RNA. RefSeq lists its product as hypothetical. The transcript is spliced from 2 exons. Gene Ontology annotation, cellular component: cytosolic small ribosomal subunit; ribosome. Gene Ontology annotation, molecular function: structural constituent of ribosome. NCBI's taxonomy places the organism in Eukaryota, Oomycota, Peronosporomycetes, Peronosporales, Peronosporaceae. Gene Ontology annotation, biological process: translation. The coding region runs from base 40 to 432 and encodes 130 amino acids. The record is from RefSeq and is a predicted model, not a curated record.